This is a messenger RNA of Eurytemora carolleeae, 974 nucleotides long. Its product is annotated as glutamate receptor ionotropic, kainate 2. The record is from RefSeq and is a predicted model, not a curated record. Gene Ontology annotation, molecular function: transmitter-gated monoatomic ion channel activity involved in regulation of postsynaptic membrane potential; glutamate-gated receptor activity. Gene Ontology annotation, biological process: synaptic transmission, glutamatergic; modulation of chemical synaptic transmission. Lineage: Eukaryota; Metazoa; Arthropoda; Copepoda; Calanoida; Temoridae. Gene Ontology annotation, cellular component: postsynaptic membrane; plasma membrane. Bases 14 to 880 code for a protein of 288 amino acids. The transcript has 13 exons.
AAAGGACUAUUAAAUGUUGAUUGCAGAUAAAAAGAUGUGGCAACAGCUUAUGUGUCUAAUUGUGUCUUGCAACUACAACAAUAAGCUGCACAUCUUAUCGGACAGAUUGGAUGAUGUUCAUGUUACCACUGUAUUAAAUCCACCAUUCGUGGCACUCAAACCCAACAGUGAGAAAAUGAUUGGAAAUGACAAGUACGAAGGAUUUGUACCCGAUAUGCUGAAAAAACUGACGCAGAUCCUAGGAGUGAACUUCUCGAUAAAUCUAGUCAAAGAUGGAAAGUAUGGAAAAUGCAACCAUGGAAACUGUACUGGUAUGAUUGGAGAAGUAAAGAGAGGUAAAGCAGAUCUCGCCAUAGCUGACAUAACUAUUUCACCCUUACGUGUUCUAAAUGUUGACUUCUCUCAGCCCUUUAUGACUGGUGGUAUCACUACUCUGGUGAAGAACCCUGAACCUAAUAUUAGAACUGUAGAAGAUCUGAUAGCAAAUGGAUAUCGCUUUCUAUCCUAUUGCUGUGGAUCAACUGAAAGAUUUUUUAGAACAAGCAAAGUCAGUCUUCAUGAAAGGAUAGCAAAUAAUCUGGUAAAAGUGGACAGCAAUUCAGAAGGAGUUGACAGGGUAUUAAACUCAGAUGAAAAAUUAGCUAUGCUUAUUGAAGAAAGUAGUGCCAAGUGGCAUGCUUCUCAGGACUGUAGUUUGAAAGUAGUUGGUGAAUCAAUGAACUCAGUAGGUUAUGGAAUAGGAAUGGCCAAGGGAAUUGCUGUCAAAACUGCAGAGGGAGUGUUUGAAGUCAGAACCCUGAUAGACCAUGCCAUUCUUCAAAUGAAAUAUGACUCCACCUUAGAAUUAUUGGAGUCAAAAUGGUGGCCUAAGAAGUGUUGAACAAGAAUUAGAUGAUUAAAUGAAACUGCUGUAAAAACGAUAGAUUUAUUAUUUUUACAUUAUUACAGAAUAUAAUAAAUACAAUUUGAAUUUA